Messenger RNA from Vigna angularis (adzuki bean), 742 nucleotides. RefSeq names its product glutaredoxin-C9. Bases 48 to 527 code for a protein of 159 amino acids. NCBI's taxonomy places the organism in Eukaryota, Viridiplantae, Streptophyta, Magnoliopsida, Fabales, Fabaceae. The transcript has a single exon. The record is from RefSeq and is a predicted model, not a curated record.
CACCCUCUUCCUCUUCCAACAACCUUCAACAUUAACCAUCCAACGCAAUGCAUCAAGCGAUUCCCUUCAGAUCAUGGCGCCCUCUCCACAACCCCACCACCCAUUUCACCCCACUCCCAUUAAUUACACAUUCCCACAACGAUGCUCAUAACAACACUGUUACCACUCAUCACGAUCCUUCUAAAUCACCCAAACACGAACCCAUGCUGCUCAACAUGGUCUGGGAGAAUGCCGUUACGGUGGUUGGGAGAAGAGGCUGCUGCAUGAGCCACGUCGUCAACCGUUUGCUUCUUAGUCUCGGUGUUAACCCUGCGGUUUAUGAGGUCGAGGAGAACGACGAAGCCAUUGUCGCCACUCAAUUGGAAGCUACGGUUCGGACUGAAGGGGUGGCACCGCAGGGGAAGCUGCAGUUUCCUGCGGUUUUCAUCGGUGGAAAGUUGUUUGGAGGCUUGGAUAGAAUCGUGUCCACUCAUAUUUCUGGUGAAUUGGUUCCUAUUCUAAAACAAGCUGGGGCUUUGUGGCUAUGAUAUCGCUUUCUUAUUCUUUACUACAAUAUCAUUUUUCUUUUUUUUUUCUUCACCCUGUUUCAUUGUUACUCUUCUUCUUUGUAAUUUUCCUGAAAGAUGAUUCAGAAUAAUCACUUUCUUGAGCCUUAGAUUUUAGCUAUGCUAUUUUGAUGAUAUGCAUGAAUUCUAAUCAAAACAUUAAAUGGGAAAUUUCUACUCUGAGUUGAGCUGUUAAA